This is a messenger RNA of Benincasa hispida (wax gourd), 2285 nucleotides long. RefSeq names its product aminopeptidase P1 (gene APP1). The record is from RefSeq and is a predicted model, not a curated record. Lineage: Eukaryota; Viridiplantae; Streptophyta; Magnoliopsida; Cucurbitales; Cucurbitaceae. Gene Ontology annotation, molecular function: metalloaminopeptidase activity.
GAUCUUGAGAAACACGACUCUAGAACAAAUAAACUAGAGUGAGAGAGACGAGAGAAGCUAGAGAAAGAGAAAUGGCGGAUACUCUGAGCGCUUUGAGAAUUCUAAUGACGUCUCAUACUCCUCUUGACGCCUUGAUUGUUCCUUCCGAGGACUAUCACCAGAGUGAAUAUGUAUCUGCGAGAGAUAAACGACGUGAAUUUGUUUCAGGUUUCACGGGGAGUGCUGGUCUGGCACUUGUAACUCAGAAAGAAGCACUACUUUGGACCGAUGGGCGGUAUUUUCUGCAGGCAAUUCAACAGCUUAGUGAUCAGUGGAAACUUAUGCGAAUGGGAGAGGAUCCUUCUGUAGAUCUCUGGAUGGCAGAUAAUCUGCCAGCAGAUGCAGCUGUUGGAGUGGAUCCUUGGUGUGUGUCAGUGGACACAGCACAAAAGUGGAUUCAUGCAUUUUCCAAGAAGCAGCAGAAGCUGGUUCAAACCACCACGAACUUAGUUGAUGAAGUUUGGAAGAGCCGACCAGCACCAGAAAUAAAUCCUGUCAUGAUACACCCACUGGAAUAUACUGGUCGCUCUGUUGAAGAUAAGUUGAAGACUUUGAGAACAAAGCUUUCGCAAGAGAAAGCUCAUGGUUUAAUUGUGACCGGACUUGAUGAAGUAGCUUGGUUGUACAACAUCCGUGGGAGUGAUGUGUCAUACUGUCCAGUUGUACAUGCAUUUGCAAUUGUGACACUCAAUUCAGCAUUCUUUUAUGUGGACAAAAGGAAGGUGUCUGAUGAGGUGCGCUCGUACAUGGAGCAAAAUGGAAUUGAAGUUCGGGAUUAUAGUGCAGUAUUAACAGAUGUGUCCUUACUUGCAUCUAAUCAACUUAACUUGUCAUCUUCUGCGAAAGGACCUGAAGUUAGGGCUAAUGUGGAAGUAGAACUUAGUUCAAUCGACAUAGCAGGAUCUAAUGGAAUUAAAGUAGAAAGCCAGAGUUCUGGCCUCAUAUGGGUUGAUCCUGCCCAAUGCUGCUAUGCUUUGUAUUCUAAACUGAACUCUGAUAAGGUCCUCCUGCAACAAUCGCCAUUGGCCCUUGCAAAAGCUCUAAAGAACUCUGUUGAGUUGGACGGACUAAAGAAGGCACACAUUCGGGAUGGUGCAGCCGUUGUACAAUUUCUUGUGUGGUUGGACAAGCAGCUGCAAGAGACUUAUGGUGCUUCUGGUUACUUUCUGGAAGGGGAUGGUGUGAGGAAGCCCAAACCGUCGGACUUGAAGAAACUGACAGAAGUUAGUGUAAGCGAUAAGCUUGAGGCUUUCCGAGCAUCAAAGGAGCAUUUUAGAGGCCUAAGCUUCCCUACUAUUUCAUCUGUUGGUUCAAAUGCUGCAAUUAUUCAUUAUGGACCACAAGCAGAGACAUGUGCCGAAUUGGAUCCGGAGAGUAUCUAUCUUUUUGACUCGGGAGCUCAGUAUUUGGACGGUACAACCGAUAUCACGCGGACAGUCCAUUUUGGAUUACCUUCAGCACAUGAAAAAGCUUGUUAUACUGCAGUUCUCAAAGGCCAUAUUGCUUUGGGAAAUGCAAGAUUUCCAAAUGGCACAAAUGGCCACUCAUUGGACAUUCUUGCUCGAGUUCCUUUGUGGAAGGAUGGUCUGGAUUAUCGACAUGGCACUGGCCAUGGAAUUGGUUCUUUCCUUAAUGUUCAUGAAGGACCCCAUUUAAUUAGUUUCAGACCACAGGCUCGAAAUGUUCCACUUCAACCUUCAAUGACUGUUACAGAUGAGCCUGGCUAUUACGAGGAUGGUGCCUUCGGUAUUAGAUUGGAGAAUGUACUUGUAGUGAAGGAUGCUGAUACAAAAUUUAAUUUUGGCGAUAAAGGCUACUUAGCAUUCGAGCACAUAACAUGGGCACCAUACCAAAGAAAGUUGAUAAAUACAAGUCUUCUCACAUCUGAAGAAUUGAAUUGGGUGAACACUUAUCAUUCACAAUGUAGGGAUAUUCUUGCUCCAUAUUUGGAUGAAUCUGAGAAGGUAUGGCUGAAUAAAGCCACCGAGCCAAUAACUGCUUGAUCAUCUCUCUGUGAAGGAUUAUUGAAGUAGUUUAAGCUCUCAUGCUGUGUUGCCCACCACAUCUCUUUUCUUUUAAUAAUGUCGUCUUUACUCGUCGCCUUUAGUGGAGGAUUAUUGCUUUCCUUUCCUCACCUCGUUUGACAAUUGAUAUUUGGUUCGAAGUUCCAUCCACCAUUGUAUCCAACCCCAACUAGUAUUAGUGAUAGUUAAUUUCUAUAUAAAUCUGGUUGAAGCUUCUAGGAU